This is a messenger RNA of Sparassis crispa, 228 nucleotides long. RefSeq lists its product as hypothetical. NCBI's taxonomy places the organism in Eukaryota, Fungi, Basidiomycota, Agaricomycetes, Polyporales, Sparassidaceae. The transcript has a single exon. Bases 1 to 228 code for a protein of 75 amino acids. The record is from RefSeq and is a predicted model, not a curated record.
AUGUCGCCUGCCUCGGAAUCCCUGCAAUCUCACCUCAAUGUCAUCCCAAAGUUGGCAGCCGACGGCUCCAACUGGAUCACCUACAAGGAGCGCAUGUUCACCGUCAUGGGCUCCCGAGGACUGUUGCGACAUCUUCAAGGGACUGCUCGCCGGCCACCGGAUCCACCCCCGCUCCCGAUGCCAUCCAUCAGGAAAACCCCACUUUUCCUUAAGAAGACACUUAAAUAA